Caenorhabditis bovis is the source of this 885-nucleotide messenger RNA. NCBI's taxonomy places the organism in Eukaryota, Metazoa, Nematoda, Chromadorea, Rhabditida, Rhabditidae. The record is from the annotation of a GenBank genome assembly.
AUGUCGAAAAAACGAUUAGAGAAUAUUGAUCAGCUUAUACGAAAAAAUAUUCAUCUGCUACCAAAUCGGGCAUCAAACAUGACAGCAAUCGAAAUGUGCUCCACUUCAUAUUGUAUACCGCCGUUUAAAAAUUUUGAGGGCGAAAUUCGAGAAGCCGCCCAAUACAAACUAUCGGCAUGCGUUGUUCAAAAGUCGAUGUCAACACUGAUGACGUCAAUUUUUUGCUAUCUUUCAAACGAGACGCGAUUCAUCAACAAUAAUCGCGAUAUUCUCAGAGAUUGGAAGAUUAUAAGACUGUGCGAACGCAAAAACGAGUUUCGCAGUUUGAACGGGCUGUUUAAGAGACAUCAACUUGCCAACAAUUCCGGAUGGACUCACAUCAUGCUGACGCGACAUCCGAUUGAGCGAUUCGUUUCGGGAUUUGUCGACAAAUGCUACAGAAAACCCGUCAAGAAGGAAUUCUGCAAUGGAUGCCAAAUGAACCUGACAUGCUUCUUGCAAACCGAAUUUCAGCGAAUGCGAAGCGAAGCGGAAAGUCGAAAAUUUCAAAAAAGUUUCGAGGAUCGCCAUUUUUUCCCACAAUCUUGGCGAUGUGACCUUUUUCGAUUCUUUAAGAACUUCACAUUCAUACCGUAUACUUCAAAUACCUCAAAGCCGAUUACUGACGAGUUGUUCAAGAUUUUUCGGAAACACGAGGUACCUGAAUCGUCACUUCGCUAUAUAGAGAACGCUCUUUCCACCGGUCGGACAGCUCAUAGUACCGUCGAUUCGAAGGCAACAAAAUUCAUCCAAAAACGACUUCUUCAAAGCCCCUACCUUAUGGAGCUUCUUGUUCGAAUGUUCUACCACGAUUUUGUAGCUUUUAACUAUACUUUGCCAUUUUAA